AUGGAGUCACUUCAGCAGGUGUACAUCAUCAAAGUCACCUGGUCCAAUGGGUCCACAGAAGUCAUCUACCGACGGUACAGCAAGUUCUUUGACCUCCAGAUGCAAAUGCUGGACAAGUUUCCGAUGGAAGGAGGACAGAAGGACCCCAAGCAAAGGAUCAUCCCCUUUCUGCCAGGCAAGAUCCUGUUCCGCCGGAGUCACAUCCGCGAUGUUGCAGUGAAGCGCCUGAUCCCUAUUGAUGAGUACUGCAAGGCUCUGAUCCAGCUGCCUCCAUACAUCUCCCAGUGUGAAGAGGUUCUCCAGUUCUUUGAGACACGACCUGAUGACUUGUCGCCCCCCAAGGAGGAGCCCAUUGGAAAGAAGAGGUCUGGAGCUGACUCUGCAUCGGUCGACCCCUUGGUGCUGGAGCAGUAUGUCGUGGUGGCAGAGUACCAGAAGCAGGAGAGCUCCGAGAUCAGCUUGUGCGUGGGCCAGUUGGUGGAUAUCAUUGAGAAGAAUGAAUCAGGCUGGUGGUUUGUGAGCACGUCAGAGGAGCAAGGCUGGGUGCCAGCGACCUGCCUGGAGGCCCAGGAUGGUGUCCAGGAUGAGUUCUCAAUGCAGCCUGAUGAAGCGGAGAAGUACACAGUUAUUUACCCAUAUACUGCAAGAGACCAGGAUGAAAUGAACCUGGACAAAGGGGCUGUGGUGGAGGUGAUCCAGAAGAACCUGGAGGGCUGGUGGAAAAUCAGGUACCAGGGCCAAGAAGGCUGGGCCCCUGCCUCCUACCUCAGAAAGGGGAACGGAGAGAUGUUCUCGCAGAAGCUGGGCUCAGGCUCCUCCACCCACUCGUGUGCCUUGGAUCUGGAUGGCAUCCCCCGGCAGCAGGCCCUGGCGGGCCGAGAGAAGGACGGGCUCUCUGGCCAAAGGGACGGGAGGUUCGACAGCCGCCCCCUCCCCAGCGCGGACAUCCGACGCAAGUCACCAAAGAUGAGGCAGAGACCCCCUCCUCGCCGAGAUCUCACCAUACCACGUGGUUUGAACUUGCCCAAACCUCCUGUCCCUCCUCAAGUGGAAGAGGAAUAUUACACCAUUGCUGACUUCCAAACCACCAUCCCUGAUGGCAUCAGCUUCCAGGCAGGAAUGAAAGUAGAGGUGAGACUGAUUGAGAAGAACCUGAGCGGCUGGUGGUACAUUCAGAUCGAGGAGAAGGAAGGCUGGGCCCCUGCGACGUUCAUCGAUAAGUACAAGAAAACCAGCAGUGCCUCCAGGCCCAACUUCCUGGCUCCGCUUCCCAACGAGCUGGGCCAGCCCCGGCCCGGGGAUGCCAUGGGCGGCAGCAGCGCCGGCGAGGAAGCGACAGGGCCCUGCCGUCCUCUGCCAGAGGCUCCUCCUAACAGCACAGACUGUGGAGGGAAGUGGGCCAAGGACUGGAAGGGGAAGGAGGCUCCCGAGAGUGGGGACCCAGCCUUUGCUGGUGGCUACGAGGAGAUCUCGGAUCGUGACACGGAGGAGAAGCCCAGCCUGCCGCCCAGGAAGGAGUCCAUCAUCAAAUCGGAAGGCGAGUUACUGGAGAGGCAGAGGCCUCCCCCCAAGCCCCCAGGCAUGAUUUUACCCAUGAUCCCACCCAAACAGUCGGCAGCCCCAAGGGACAGCAAGAAGCUUGAGGUGAAACCGGAGAAGGGGAAACUCUUCCAGCUGAAAAAUGAAAUGGGACUGGAAUGUGGACAUAAGGUGUCAGCCAAGGAAGUGAAGAAGCCAAACCUCCGGCCCAUCGUCAAGCCAACCAAGCCAAAAGCUGAGCCCGUGGAGGACAAGCCUGAGCCCAUCACCCAGAAUCCAUUCUUGAAGUCAAGACCUCAGAUCAAGCCAAAACCCGCUGCAGCCACCCGGACUGACCCACCUCCAGCUGAUGAUAAACUGGACAUUUGCAGCCUGAGGAGCAAGCUUAGACCUGCCAAGUGCCCAGAGAAACCUUCCGAGCAGGACGUGGCUGCCAACGAAAGCUCCUUCAAUAAUGCCAUCGUAUCUUCAGAGGCUUCUGGAAGGUUUCAGGAACGACCAAGCAUGGAGAGCAAACCCCUGCCCAAACUGGACAGCCACACCACGAAAGAGGAGGUGCCCAAAUCUCCCCUGGGCCCAGCAAACACCCCAGGUGCCAAGGAGCCCCCGCCACAGCGCCCCGUUGUGCCACCCCGCAGACCACCCCCCCCAAAGAAAACAGGGGGUCCUGCCUCUGGCCCCACCACAGAGAUCAGUGCCCUGGCACGGGAAGCACCUGAAACCAGGUCGUCCCCAGUGCCGGGGAGGCCCAUGCUGGUUCCUCCGAAAGCCAAGCCCUUCCUCUCUGCCUCCAUCCAAGACGAAGCCAAAGUGAAAAGCAGCGUCAGCCCAAAGGUCAUAUCCAAGCCAGUGGAGAGAGGGGAAGCCAAGGAGAGGACCUCAGCCCCCAUCUCCAGCCCAGACAUCUCCAAGGAAGCUCUCUAUGUGGCAGUGGCAGAUUUUGAAGGUGAUGAGGAGACCAACAGCUUUAAAGAAGGAACUGUGUUCGAAGUUCGUGAGAAGAACAGCAGUGGCUGGUGGUUUUGCAAAGCUCUGACUGGGGGGCCAUGCUGGGAGGGCUGGAUCCCUUCCAAUUACCUACGGAAGAAGCCAUAG
Chaetura pelagica (chimney swift) is the source of this 2634-nucleotide messenger RNA. RefSeq names its product SH3 and PX domains 2B (gene SH3PXD2B). The coding region runs from base 1 to 2634 and encodes 877 amino acids. The transcript is spliced from 13 exons. Lineage: Eukaryota; Metazoa; Chordata; Aves; Apodiformes; Apodidae. Gene Ontology annotation, biological process: superoxide anion generation. The record is from RefSeq and is a predicted model, not a curated record. Gene Ontology annotation, molecular function: protein binding; phosphatidylinositol binding; superoxide-generating NADPH oxidase activator activity.